Molecule: messenger RNA, 694 nt
Organism: Pleuronectes platessa (European plaice)
Lineage: Eukaryota; Metazoa; Chordata; Actinopteri; Pleuronectiformes; Pleuronectidae
Product: transcription factor HES-2
Exons: 3
Coding region: 47-694 (215 amino acids)
Biological process (GO): regulation of neurogenesis; anterior/posterior pattern specification; regulation of transcription by RNA polymerase II
Cellular component (GO): nucleus
Molecular function (GO): protein dimerization activity; RNA polymerase II cis-regulatory region sequence-specific DNA binding; DNA-binding transcription factor activity, RNA polymerase II-specific
Source: RefSeq, a predicted model, not a curated record
CAGAUACAGCUGCUGUGAACCGCUGGAAAGCUCCUGGACUAGAAUCAUGAAACUGCAUCAACAACCAGAGGAGGCGAGGGCCGACAAGAAGAGUCUCAAGCCUCAGGUGGAGAGACGCAGAAGAGAGAGAAUGAACCGAAGCAUGGAGAGCCUGAAAUCUCUGCUGCUUCAGAAACAGGAGGAGACUCAACGCAGAGUGGAGAAAGCUGAGAUACUCGAGCGCACGGUCCUCUUCCUCCAGAGCACCGCCAGAGGAGACAGGUUGGGAUGUGGUGGAGCUCAGAGACACUCCUACCAAGACGGCGUCUCCUCCUGUCUGCAGCGAGUGGCUCAGUUCCUGGGGCCUCAGGGGAAAGGCCUGUGGCCCGGAGCGGCGCUGGACGCGUCCUUCUCUGCUCGCUUCGCCCGCUCGGACCCUGAACCCACAUGCGUCCAAAGCAACCCCGAGGUCCGGUCCCCCACCAGCUCCUCCAGCGCUCUGCUCCUAAGGAAGUCGUCCGUCUCUACUCUACGGAUGCUAGUAAACAGGUCCAGACUGUGCAAACCUGCUUUAAAUGUAGCUCAGACCCGAGUGGAAUCACAUCGGUUUCCCUCAACCCCCCCACAGGCCCACAAAGGGGCGAGUGGAGCCACCAAGCAGAGCCCGUCUCAAAGCAACCCGGCCAGCCAGGCUCUGUGGAGGCCGUGGCCCUGA